Gasterosteus aculeatus aculeatus (three-spined stickleback) is the source of this 1305-nucleotide messenger RNA. Its product is annotated as 1-phosphatidylinositol phosphodiesterase. Gene Ontology annotation, molecular function: phosphoric diester hydrolase activity. The record is from RefSeq and is a predicted model, not a curated record. Lineage: Eukaryota; Metazoa; Chordata; Actinopteri; Perciformes; Gasterosteidae. Gene Ontology annotation, biological process: lipid metabolic process.
CUCUUUCUCUUUAUUUCCCCCAGGGCACCCGGACCGGACGCAGGACGGGUACCUUCUGGUUUCAGAACUGAUCAAUCAAUGAUGGGGGGCAUCAGAGGAGGUCCGGUGAAAAUACAGAAGAGGUUAAUUGAGCUGUUGGUGCUAGUUAGUAUCAUUGAUUUAACUCGCGGUGCCAUUCAGAGACCAGACUACGAUGACACACCCGACCCGGAGUUCCUCAACCCGUCGUGGAUGGCGAGCAUCCCCGAUGAUCAGCCACUGUCUGAGGUCACUAUGCCCGGCACCCACAACACCAUGGCCCUGUACGGCGGCGUCUAUGCAGAGUGCCAGACCUGGAGCUUGGCCUCCCAGCUCCGAGCCGGCGUCCGAUUCCUCGACAUCCGUGUCCGCCACGUCAAGGGGAACCUCACCAUCCAUCACGGCGUGUCGUAUCAGUGGGCGCACUUCGGCCAAGUUCUAGAGGGUGUGGCCGACUUCCUCGGCGAGUAUCCCAGUGAGACGGUGCUGAUGCGCGUGAAGGAGGAGUUCAGUGAGACGUACGACAUCUACGGUGCUGUGGUCGACCACAUCCAUCGCUACGCCAACUGGGACCUGCUGUGGCACAGCCGGCUCGUGCCAACCAUGGGAGAGGCCAGAGGGAAACUCGUCGUUCUGCAAGACUUCUCUGGGCCGGACUUGGGGAUGCACUAUGGCUCCUUGGACAUAGCUGAUGAUUGGAGUGUACCCACAGUUCUGCAUGUGAAGGAGAAAUGGCAGAGCGUCUAUGAGCACCUGGAGGCUGCACCUGCAGGCAACAAGGCCCAGAUAUUUCUCACCUUCAGCAGCGGAGCUGGUGUGUUUGCGUUCCCCAGAGCCGUCGCUCAGCGCGUCAAUCCACAGCUGCACGACUACCUGAGGGCCAAGACAGACCUGAACCAGCGCCUUGGAAUUGUAUGCAUGGACUUCCCUGCCGCUCCUAUUAUUGAAAUGAUCAUUAGCUUCCAACUGAAAGAGGCCAAAAAUAGCCGGAAUGGCAUUAUCACCGUAUCUGGCAAGGCAAGUUGGAAAUAUGUAAUUUCUUCUCUGAAAAAGAAGAUGUUCGAAUAUUUAAUUUAAAAGUUAAUGCCUGAGCCAAAAUCACGCACAAGGGAAUAGUAGAUUUGUCAGUGACUGUACAAUCAAUGAGACAUCAAUAUGGACAUCAAUUAAUGCAAUUAUAGUUGCAACCUUACUACUUUACUGUAACGGACAUGAUGUAAAUUGUGCCUUCUCAUUGAGUCAUUCACCAAAGAUAAUGGAAACAAAAUAAACGUUGCAUUGAUCGUA